Messenger RNA from Exophiala mesophila, 1697 nucleotides. Its product is annotated as adenine phosphoribosyltransferase. Bases 408 to 1049 code for a protein of 213 amino acids. Gene Ontology annotation, cellular component: cytoplasm. Gene Ontology annotation, biological process: adenine salvage; AMP salvage. The transcript has 3 exons. The record is from RefSeq and is a predicted model, not a curated record. Lineage: Eukaryota; Fungi; Ascomycota; Eurotiomycetes; Chaetothyriales; Herpotrichiellaceae. Gene Ontology annotation, molecular function: AMP binding; adenine phosphoribosyltransferase activity; adenine binding.
CUACGUAUUAAUACCUAAAACCAAGCUUCAUCUGGUGAAUCCCUUCUGGCAAGUCAGCUCCCGGAGUUGACAGGCGAAACUGCAAUAGCGCCACAUGUCCCGAGCCUAGCAACAGUAGCAGCCUGCGUCCUGCGUCCUGCGUCCCUGCACAUCCACACAUCCACUGGCAUCCCAUUCCCAUUUUCUUUCCCUUGGGCCUUGAUCCCUCCCACCAGAUCCUUCCAUGUUGCUAACUACUGUACUCUAGUCUGUACGCAUAAUUUGUGGGUGCCCUUGCAUGCAUCACUGAUUCGUCCUGCGACGCGGCUGCUUGUCCUACAGCGCUUUGUUGUCAUCUUUUUUUUCUCCCCUCUUCCCAUAUCUAUCGCUCGAUCCGCCUAAUCACCUCUCACCGUUUUCUUCUCACCAUGACCACUCCUAGCCUUUCAGACAGUAGUCAUGGCCCCUCGCGAUCAGAGCCCAAUGCCCCCUCCACCUCCACCCAACUCUCCAGUUCUCAGACGCUCCCGGAGCUGAAGAAGCGCAUUCGAGCUGGUCUAAAACAGUAUCCGGACUUUCCCAAGCCAGGAAUUUUGUUUGAAGAUAUUCUUCCUCUAUUUGCCUCGCACGAACUCCACAAAGAUCUCAUCCUCGCAUACGAACUACAAGUCCAAGAGUCAUUUGGGAGUGACGACAAGCCAGAUGUCAUUGUCGGUCUCGAUGCCAGAGGCUUUCUUAUCGGAGCAACUUUGGCUCUGCGACUGGGCAUAGGAUUUGUUCCCGUGCGAAAACCCGGCAAACUUCCCGGAAACCUCGAAACAGCGGAAUAUCAAAAGGAGUACGGAGUUGACUCGUUUGCAAUCCAGUCCGAUGCAAUCAAACCAGGUCAGAAAGUCUUGGUGGUGGAUGAUCUGAUUGCUACUGGUGGCUCCGCUCAAGCCGCAGGAACACUGGUCCAGAAGACUGGAGGCAUUCUACUCGGCUACAUCUUCAUCAUUGAAUUGACCUUUUUGAAAGGCAGAGAAAAGCUCAAUGCUCCAGUCUACACAUUGAUCGAGAGUCAAGAUUGAGCACUGAUCUCAGUGCGAAUAUUCUUGCAGUUUCAGCUGCCUAUGGUCCCUCGUCAGCCUCUAACGCAGACUCAAAAGCUCUACCAUCGAAAGCAAAGUAAUGCGGCUUCAAGACCGGUACACGGCCGAUGAUUCGUGUUCAUCGAUUCAUUCGCAUUACAUACAUACACCAGUGCUUGAGUAUAGCAUACGAGUCUAUCUCGGAGCUAUACUCCCACGGGCCAGCUCCCACGGACCUGUAUAUCGAGAACACUCAUCUCAAUUCGUUAUAACGGCAGACUACAUACUACGUUUUACGGCAUACACAUUCUGUCUAAGGAUCCUGUCUGGGUAAACUCCUGCCAAUUAGGUCUAACACUGCCCUUGGAAUAGUUGGAAGCGAUAUUGAAGCCGGAAUACAUCCUCGAAAUGGACAGACCAAACUUGCCGCUAGCGAAUCGGCUCGAGCGAAGUAGAUAUCUACCACAACAGCCAAGCUACUUUGACGCCUAUUAUGAUAGGUCUCAGACUUUCUCUCAAGAUAUCAUGCCACCAAUGAAACCUAGAUGUGGUGGUCUUGAAACUGCCCAUGAGUUCACUCAUACAUGAAUCCCUCAUCCUGGGAUAUCUUUACCUAAUAUACUGAAAUAUGAUAUCUUUAAGUCGCAA